GUGUAAAAGAAGAGCAGGGUCGUUUUCGGAUCGAGUCGAAAUUAGAGAAUCGGGUCCGGUAAGCAUAACAACGGGUUUCUCUUAAACCUACCAGAUCCGAUGGAGCCUUGUAGAGGUCUAUCUGGAAUUCUUGUUGGCCGUGUCUUUUUUAGGUUUCUUCCCUCCGUCGGUUGAAAAAAAAAAAUCCUCUCCUUUUCUCUCCAUCCGUCCUUUCGAGCUUCAUCCAAUAUUGAAUCUUUUGGAAUUCGUUGAUCAUUUUUGGGCAUCCGAAGCAUCAAGAAGGAGGAGUUGUGUCUAUUGAAACUUGAAAGCCUUCAAGUAUCAAAUAGAUGGAUGGCAGCAUCUAAAGAUAUAGUUUCAUAUCCUUCAUUUUCUGAGCUUGAUAAAGAAAGCCAUGAUGAGGAAGACUUCCAAUCUGAUUUCUGGAGUGUCCCCAAGAAAAAGGCUUUCUCAUCGGGGCAUAGAUCCUUAAGACAAGGAGAUCCUUAUCAGUUAAGGGAUGAGAAUGACUUUCUUGAUGGAUAUGAUUCGGGUGAAGAGUCUUGCAUUUCUCCACAGCCCAAAGCACACCCUGAAGUGAACCUGAAAAAUGUCUUGGGUGGGAUAGUUGCAAUUCUCACUGGGAGGAGCAAAGGACAUGGCAUUGUUCAACCACGUCAAAUUUCUAGUACAACAUUUUUGGGAUCUGAAAGCAAUGGAGACAGUUUCUUACAUCCCUCAGUGUACAUACCGAGUGCACCACCAUUGCUUGAGACAGAAGCCAUUAACUAUGGUGCUUAUAGGGAUGUACUAGAAGCAGAACCUCCAGAGUGGCUUCCAGAUAGUUAUACUACAGUCUGCAUGCAGUGCACUUCUCCUUUCACUGCCCUUACCCGUGGAAGGCAUCACUGCCGAUUCUGUGGAGGUGUUUUCUGUAGAGCAUGCACGAAAGGAAGAUGCUUGUUGCCUGUCAAGUUCCAAGAGCGAGAUCCUCAGAGAGUGUGUGAUGCCUGUUAUGAUAAGUUGGAUCCCUUGCAAGGAAUAUUGAUUAACUCUAUUAGUAAUGCCAUGCAGUCAGCAAAACAUGAUGUUAUGGAUUGGACAUCCACAAGAGGGUGGUUAAAUUUGCCUGUGGGUUUAUCAAUGGAACAUGAGAUAUAUAAAGCAGCAAACACUUUAAGGAGUUAUAGCCAGGUUGCUAGAUUGAAUCCUGAGAAGUCUAUUCCUCUGGCUGUCCUAAAAGGAGCAAAAGGACUAGCUAUUCUGACAGUUGCCAAGGCUGGUGCACUUCUUACUUACAAAUUAGGAACAGGUCUAGUAGUUGCUCGAAGGUCAGAUGGGUCAUGGUCUGCACCAUCUGCAAUUCUCUCUGUUGGUCUAGGAUGGGGUGCGCAGAUUGGGGGAGAACUCAUGGACUUCAUCAUUGUUCUACAUGGUUCUAAAGCUGUCAAGACAUUUACUAGCCGCAUGCAUUUUUCCCUUGGGGGAGGUUUGAGUGCAGCAGCAGGACCAGUUGGGAGAGUCUUUGAAGCAGAUCUCCGAGCUGGAGACAAAGGAUCUGGAAUGUGUUACACUUAUAGUUGUAGCAAAGGUGCUUUUAUUGGAGUCUCAUUGGAAGGCAACCUUGUCGUGACACGGAUGGAUGCUAAUCUGCGCUUCUAUGGUGAUCCUUAUCUGACGACAACCGACAUACUUCUGGGAACAGUAGAGAGACCUAAAGCUGCUGCGCCGUUGUAUUCUGCUCUGAAUGACCUCUACUGGAGGCUGACAUGUUAAACUUUCAGUAUGGGGUCUCUUGUAAAUAUUUCUCAGGGUUUCAUUGCUUGUUGAUGCUCUGCCUUUUUCAGCCAUCAAAGAGGCCAAUUAGACAAUAAAAAUAUCAUAAAUGUGCACUUCUUGUUCUGCAUUUUUACAUUAUUGGAGCUGAGAAUGACCCUGUAUAUUUAUAUCAGAAAAUUCAAUGCAAAUACACUUGAACACUCAAUUAUUUUUGGC
This is a messenger RNA of Elaeis guineensis (African oil palm), 1974 nucleotides long. RefSeq lists its product as uncharacterized. The record is from RefSeq and is a predicted model, not a curated record. Lineage: Eukaryota; Viridiplantae; Streptophyta; Magnoliopsida; Arecales; Arecaceae. Gene Ontology annotation, molecular function: phosphatidylinositol binding; metal ion binding.